AUGGACCCCUUCGGUGAUCCCGACCAAGACCACAGCAAUGUCACCACUGCUGCUGCUGUGGGUCCCGAGGCAGCCAUCGACGGGUCGCCAACGCAUCACAAGGUUGACUCGCCCUUCGUCGAAGAGGAGGGACACGACCAGGCACCCGCCGCAGCCACGCCACCUUCGGCAGUGGCGCAGGACAGCCUCGAUCCACUCACCGCCUCCGCCCUCGCCUCCGCCAGCGCCCCUCACGCCCGCUAUCGCGAUGGCUUUGACGAGCCCCCCGCAUCAGUGAUGCUCGACAUCGACGGAGGCACGGGCACCCCUCGUGCCAGCGCAGGCGCAACCAGGCGUUCCGAAACAUCAGCCCCGUCGUCUCGAGGUGGGCGCUUCAAAGCCUCGAUCUUUGAGCAGUCCCGCAUCCCAGACGAGCCGCAAGCGGAACAUGCGUCGUCGCACCGCGAUAGGAGAGGAAGCACAGCCGACGACGACGAUGACGACAUCGACGACCCCGACGGCCUCUACUCGGACGAGGAGGCCGCCCUCAUGGCCAGAGAGGAGCGCAGGCGCGGCUACCCGCAGUCAUCCUCGUCUGGACGGCGAAGUAAGGGCAGAUCUCGCCGCCAGCGGGCCGACGGCACCACCUACGAAGACGGCAGCGCCUCUAGCUCGAGGCAUCGAGGUUCCUCCUCCAGCCGCUCCGGGCGCAGCGAGAGGAGCAAAAAGGCCCGAGGCUGGCGCUGGACAUCAGCCCUGCCUUCCACGGCACCCCAGAGCCGCCGCACGGCGCUGCGAGGGCUCGACCCGAAGCAAAAGGCGCUCUGGAUGUGGGCCAACGUCGACAACAUGGACGCCUUCCUGCAGGAGGUCUACUCGUACUACGUGGGAAAGGGCGCCGUCUGCAUCGCCCUCUCUCGCGCCCUCAACCUUCUGACGAUCGCCUUCGUCAUCGGCUUCUCGACCUUCCUGCUGGGCUGCGUCGACUACUCGAGCAUCCGCCACGACGGACGUCUCUCCGAGGUCAUCGUCGACCACUGCGUGUCGCGCUUCUCGAACCUCGCGCUGGUGCUCCUGGUCAGCUUCGUCGCCUUUUUCGGCUGGCAGGUGCUCCAGUUUGGCUUUGGCCUCUCGCGCCUCGCCGCUAUGCACCGCUUCUACACCCACCUCCUCAACAUACCGGAUGCCGACGUCCAGUCGAUUCCGUGGAACGAGGUCGUGAACCGCAUCGCCACGCUGCGCGAGGAGCAUCCGAUCACCUCGCUCAGCUCGCAGGCCGAGGGUAACGCCGACGACGGCGCGGGCCGACCCAGCGAGAAGCUCGAUGCGCACGACGUCGCCAAUCGCAUCAUGCGCCAGGAAAACUACCUCAUAGCUCUGUUCAACAAGGACACGCUCGACCUCUCGAUCCCCGGGCUGCGCCACCGAAGCCCCGCCCUGACCCGCAGCCUCGAGUGGAAUCUCAACUUCUGCCUGCUCGGCUUCCUCUUCGACUCGCGAGGCCAGGUCAGGCGCCAGUUUCUCACCGACCGCCACCGCGGCCAGCUGAUUGAAGGGCUGCGCCGGCGCUUCGUCUUCAUGGCCAUCGUCAACGCCGUCUUUGCACCAUUCAUCGUCCUGUAUCUGCUCCUCUACUCGUUCUUCCGCUACUUUGAGGAGUACCACAAGGAUCCCUCGAACCUCGGCUCCCGGCAGUACACCCAGUACGCCCGGUGGAAGUUCCGCGAGUACAACGAGCUGCCGCACCUCUUCCGGCGCCGCUGCCACAGCUCGUACCCGUACGCCCAGCGCUACAUCGACCAGUUCCCCAAGGAAAAGACGGCCGUGGUGGCGCGCUUUGUCGCCUUCAUCGCCGGCUCCUUCACGGCGGUGCUGCUGCUCGCCUCGGUCAUCGACCCGGACCUCUUUCUCCACUUCGACAUCACGCCGCAGCGCAACGUCCUCUUCUACGUUGGCGUCUUUGGCGCCGUGCUGGCGUUUGCGCGCGGCAUGAUCCCCGACGAGCACCUCGUCUUUGAGCCCGAGGUGCUGCUGCGCGCUGUCAUCCACCACACCCACUACAUGGCCGAGGGCUGGAAGGGCCGCUUCCACUCGGCCGACGUCCACGCCGAGUUCGGGCGCCUUUACACGCUCAAGAUCUACAUCUUCUUCCAGGAGCUGCUCUCGGUCAUCACGACGCCGUUUGUCCUCUGGCUGUCGCUGCCCAGGAGCGCCCCCGCCAUCAUCGACUUUUUCCGCGAGUUCACCGUUCACGUCGACGGCGUCGGCUACGUCUGCUCGUUUGCCGUCUUCAGCUUCCGCCGCGAUGGCGUCGCCGCCGACGAGGCGACGAGCGGCGGUGGCGGUGGUGUUGGCGGUGGCGGCGGGCGUGCCGGCGUGCCCGAGUCGAGGCGGGCCAAGAUGGAGCAGUCGAUGCUCGGGUUCAAGGCCAACCACCCGGACUGGGAGCCCACGGACCCCGCCAGCUCCCUCUUUUUGUCGCGGAUGGCGGCCAUGGGCUCGGACGGCGGCGCUCUGCCCGCGGGACACUGGCUCGGCGACGACGGCCGUCCGGCUCGCGAAGGGCGGUACACGGAUCGGGGGCGUGGAGCUGCAGCGGGAGCCGGCGGCGGCGGCGGCGGCGGCGGUGGGUUCGAAGGGCUGCGAGGUGCAAGUCGCGCUGCGGCCGACGCCGCCGAGGUGGGCGGCAAGCCGUUCACGCCAAUCAACUCGACGCUGCUGGCGACGCGUUCGCAGUUCUACGAGGACGCCUUUACUCGGUCGAUUGCGCUGGCGCGCGACAAGGACAAUGCGGCUGCGCUGGCGGCGAGCGCUCACAACCAGGGACGGUCUGCCGGCAGCAACAAGCACCCGCCGCGAUCGAGGUCCAAGGGGCGUGGGCGCGCCCACAACGACAGCACCUACUCGUCGCGGAUCGUCGAGGUGGACGAGGAGGACGACGGCGACGAUGACGCCGGGGUGGGUCGCUCACGAGCCAACAACGGCAGGGCCGGCCUCGAGGCCCACGGAAGCUUUGAAGGCGUCGACCCCGUUCGGGGCGGCGGCGGCGGCGGCAGAGGGAUGGACCAGAGCCACUUUGAUGCCACGUCGGCGGGCCAGACGGGAGUGCGCGACCUUCUGCACCACAUCUCGACGGGAAGGGGCACGCCAGGCGGUGCGCGGUGGUAG
Messenger RNA from Pseudozyma flocculosa PF-1, 3147 nucleotides. RefSeq lists its product as uncharacterized. Gene Ontology annotation, biological process: protein localization to phagophore assembly site; autophagy of mitochondrion. Lineage: Eukaryota; Fungi; Basidiomycota; Ustilaginomycetes; Ustilaginales; Ustilaginaceae. Bases 1 to 3147 code for a protein of 1048 amino acids. Gene Ontology annotation, cellular component: autophagosome; phagophore assembly site. The record is from RefSeq and is a predicted model, not a curated record. The transcript is spliced from 5 exons.